UUUUCUGGAUUGUCUUGGUUGCACGACAACUCUGGGGUGUUUUAUUCGGUAUAGUAAUCUUAAUAAGUCAGAAAUACUCAAAGCUCAGUUACUUUGGUUUUCUUUUUCCAUACUUGCACAUAGAAGAAUUGGGGAUUUUUAAAGGCUUUAGGCGAGGGAAGAUGGGCCCCGCCGACUUGCUGGAUGUGCCUGCCCAUCACACAUACUGCAGCUUUAAAAUAUUUUCAUAAUUUCCAGAAAUAUCCUGAACUUAAAACUACUACUGAAGGCAGUUCAACGGAAAAACAUGAGUACCAUUCUCUAUAUUUCCAUCGCCUUGGAACCGAUUCAAAAGAAGACGUUUUGGUUUAUGAACGUCGAGAUGAUCCUGGCUAUUUUAUUAAUGCUUGGGUUUCUGAUGAUGGCAAAUUUCUUUUUAUGACCCUUUCUAAGGGAUGUAAUCCAAAAAAUCAACUGUAUUACUUUGAUUUAACAACUCAAACAAAAAUUGAGGGGAAAUUGGAAUUUGCUCCUUUAUUCGAUAAAUCUGAUGCCACUUAUUCUGAAAUUGAUUCUGAUAAUAAUUCUGCGGUAAUAAUGACCAAUUUCAAUGCCCCAAUGUUCAAAAUUGUGCGUGUCAAGUUAGGCCAAGGAGCAGCUCUUAAUCAAAACGACAAUUGGAAAGUGAUUAUUGAAGAAGAUCCAAAAAGAAAAUUGGAUUGGGCUAUGGUGGUAGAUGGAAAUAAAUUGCUUGUUUGUUAUAUGGAAGAUGUUAAGAACACCCUUUAUGUUCAUGAUUUAUCAGAUGGGAAACUACUUUAUCAAAUUCCUUUUGAUAUUGGAACAAUUGCUGGGGUUUCUGGACGUAAAAAUAAAUCAGAAAUCUUCAUUUAUUUUACCUCAUUCUUCACACCUUCAAUUAUAUACAAAGGCGAUUUUGCCAAUUGUUCUUCAAUCUCAACUCCAAUUAAAUUAACUGAAAUGCGACGAACUCAAAUUAAAGGAAUUAAAUCAGAGGACUUCAAAGCAGAACAGAUAUUUUAUACAAGCAAGGAUGGAACUAAGAUCCCCAUGUUUGUUCUCCAUAACAAAGCUCUGAAAUUGGAUGGAAACAAUGGGGCAAUAUUAUAUGGCUAUGGUGGCUACAACAUAUCAAGACAGCCUGAUUUUUCCAUUUCCCGUUUACUUUUCCUUAAACAUUUUGGCGGUGUUUAUGUUAUUGCAAAUAUUCGUGGCGGAGGUGAAUAUGGAGAAAAAUGGCACGAAGGCGGAAUGCGUGACAAAAAACAAAAUGUUUUUGAUGACUUUAUUUGUGCAGCUGAAGAACUUGUUAGGCUUAAAUACACCAAACCGCAAAAAUUAGCCAUUCAUGGACAUUCAAAUGGAGGACUUUUGACUGCUGUAUGUGCACAACAACGGCCUGAUCUUUUUGGUGCUGUGGUUGUUGGAGUUGGGUAUUUUCAAUAUCUCUUUUUGAAGGUUUUUAAUUUAUUUUCUCAGUGUUCUUGA
Molecule: messenger RNA, 1488 nt
Organism: Meloidogyne enterolobii
Lineage: Eukaryota; Metazoa; Nematoda; Chromadorea; Rhabditida; Meloidogynidae
Source: the annotation of a GenBank genome assembly